GGCUUUGAUCCACUGUAUCCUUACUGGCGGGCUGAAUUUGUCGACAAGGAGCUAAUAGGCUAUGAUGGCAGUAUGCGUUCCUUUGUGUUGACGCAUUUGGCAAAUAUAUCAUGGCAUUGUCAAGCACCGCGUCCUCUCUCUUUCCUUCACGUCAUUCCCUAAGCCGAAGCCGAAGGACGUCAACAUGAAGUCUUUACUGACUUUGACAUCGAUCGCCAGCUUUCUGAGCCAGACUGCGCUUGGCGCGCCCCGGCCGGUAAGGCGACAGAACUCGACCCACUGGUCCAUACAAGAGUGGGAUGCGAUUGUCGUCGGUGCCGGAACUGCUGGAAUCAUUGUAGCAGACCGGUUGAGUGAAGCUGGGAAGAAGACUCUUCUAUUAGAACUCGGUGGCUCUUCGUACGGAAUCACGGGGGGCACCGAGAAGCCCGCAUGGCUUGACGGAACGGACUUGAGCCGAGUUGAUGUACCUGGUUUGUAUAAAAGCAUCUUCAAUGGGGGUACAAACAUAUUAUGCCCGCCAGGUGUUACGAAUUCUUUCCAGGCCUGUACUAUCGGUGGAAACAGUGCAAUCAAUGCUGGCCUUUACUUUCAACCUCCAGCUUCUGAUUGGGACGACUGGCAUCCGGAGGGGUGGAAGAGUGUUGACGUCCAAAAUGCUACACAACGUCUCCUAGACAUGCAGGCUUCCGUAACUAGUUACUCGGAAGACGGCAAGUUCUACAUGCAAAGUGGUUAUGAGGCAGCCAAGAAUUGGCUUGUUGACAGUGCCAAUUUCACCGAGGUGUCGUUCAACGAGACUCCAGAUAAUAAGGAUAGGGUAUUCGGGCGGCCUGUCUACAAUUACAUCGGUGGACAGCGAGGCGGCCCGACAAGGACCUACUUACAAGACGCCCUGAAGAGAGAUAAUUUCCACCUGCAGACGGGUGCUCAUGUGAAACAUGUCAACCAUGUUGGCGGCGUGGCUUCUGGUGUGACUGUCGCGGUUGACGGCUCGGAGUUAGAAGUUUCGCUUUCUAAGAACGGUCGAGUUGUCCUAAGCGCCGGUGCCAUCGCUACCCCGGGUCUUCUAAUGCAUUCCGGUAUUGGCCCUCUUGACACACUUUUCAACAUGUCCGCAGCUGGAGUGAUGCCAUUCAACGCCACAAGCUGGGUCUUCAACCCGUCGGUUGGCGAAGGUCUCUUCGAUAACCCGAACACGUUCAUUGAGCUCUCUGGACCGACAAUCCACUCAUACGUCCACAACUACAAUGAUCCCAUCCCUGCGGAUAGAGAUCUCUAUCUAUCUUCUCGUAGUGGCCCGUACGCAUUCGCAUCUCAAACCUCGGCUUUCUGGGCUUACCUGCCCAACCCUGACGGCACUAAGACUGGUCUCCAAGGCACAAUUGAUUCGUCGGGGUUCGGGGAAUUUACGAAGAACAAUACCAUUACACUUAAUAUCUAUGGUACCUCCGGCCUUGGCUCCGCGGGAAGUGUCAUCCUCUCCAACGACGGGAAUUUCACGCCAGGCCCGAGCUCCGACGUCUAUUACAGUGAUCCCCGUGAUGGGUUGACCAUCGCGACGUUCAUCCACUCUAUCUUCCAAGCCUUGCCGCCUUCGUCACCUGACGCUCCAGCAGCUGAAGGUCUUACGCCGCUCAACAUUCCUCAGAAUUCAACGGUGGAAGAAAUCCGAAAGUACAUCACGACGUACUCCACAUAUGCUGUCGGCUCAGUCCAACAUUGGUCUAGCUCGUGCAGAAUAGGGAAGUGUGUUGAUGCCGACACGAAGGUCAUUGGCACCGAGAACAUUCAUGUCAUUGAUGCUUCUAUCCUCUCGCCUUUAACCGUGAACCCUCAGUUCGGUGUGAUGGUCGCGGGGGAGAAGGGCGCGGAACGAAUGCUGGCAACUUGGUAAUGAUAUAAUGUGAAUAUGUAGCUUGAAGUUUGACUUGUUCUAGACGGCGUUGAUCUUAUACCACUUGGAAAAAUAAUAAUAAUAUCCUAAUGAUAAUAUGAGUGUCAAACUCAAGUUUGCAAGCAAGUUCGCUCUCAGUCUGAACUUCCUUCAUCACCUUUACCAGCAUCAUCGAAUGUGAAGUCAAGCUUACCACGAUGAUUCACAAAACCCCGUGCAGCCGAAAUGGGGUUAUGGAGGGAGGGAUACCCAUUCCAUCUCCAAUUCAAGAGUUGCUAUUGGAUGAGGCUUAUAUAUCGGGGCUGGUCCACUAAACAAGGUAAACUGUA
Molecule: messenger RNA, 2226 nt
Organism: Annulohypoxylon truncatum
Lineage: Eukaryota; Fungi; Ascomycota; Sordariomycetes; Xylariales; Hypoxylaceae
Product: putative cellobiose dehydrogenase
Exons: 2
Coding region: 185-1897 (570 amino acids)
Molecular function (GO): flavin adenine dinucleotide binding; oxidoreductase activity, acting on CH-OH group of donors
Source: RefSeq, a predicted model, not a curated record